Molecule: messenger RNA, 1800 nt
Organism: Aspergillus viridinutans
Lineage: Eukaryota; Fungi; Ascomycota; Eurotiomycetes; Eurotiales; Aspergillaceae
Product: Zn(II)2Cys6 transcription factor
Exons: 3
Coding region: 1-1800 (599 amino acids)
Biological process (GO): regulation of DNA-templated transcription
Molecular function (GO): DNA-binding transcription factor activity, RNA polymerase II-specific; zinc ion binding
Source: RefSeq, a predicted model, not a curated record
AUGAGCGAAUCUCAAAGCGACCAGCAGAAGGAUGUGCCCGCUUCAGCGGCGACAACCAAGGCGGGCGGACGAAAGAAGACCCGACCCACCUAUUCAUGCCUCAACUGUCACAAACGGAAAGUCAAGUGCGACAGGGUAAAGCCAUGCGGUGCCUGUUGUCUUCGAGGGACUCCGUCGGAGUGUGAAUACGGCACCAGCAAGCGAGAUCGCCACUUCAUCCAGCAGUCGGUUCUGAUCGAGAAUCUGAUGCAAACAUGUGAGGAUCUGAAGAAGAAGCUGGCCGAAGCUCGAGCGCUGGCCAAUCUUCCGCCGAUCAAGCACGAGGAUCCAUUCUCAGUCUCGUCGCCACAUGAUCUCGAGAGGACGAUGGACGCGGACGAAGAGUCGCAAGACCCGGAGCCUCAAGAUUCCUCGUUGAUCAAAAACUCGGCCGAUCCAUUAGGUGGAUUAGACUCUGAGAAUACCAAUAUACCAUGGAAAACAGAUCAGUCGUCUCGGUCGCUCUUCGAAGACAAACGGAUCCUGACCGACCCCGCGGUUGCUAGUUCGUUCGUGGAACUCUUCGUCGAGCGACUCAUUGACAAUUUCAGCCCGCAGCCGGCCUCCAUCUACGGCGGCACCAUUGCUCUGCGCGAGGCAUCUGGCAUGCGAGUUCUGUCGCCUAUGCUGUGUACGGCAUUCGAGGCUGCCUCCCUGACGUUCGCCGGUCGACGAGAACAGAUGCCCGAGGUGGAAGCUGCAGGACAUGCUCGCUACGUCCGGGUGCUCCGGCAACUGCAGAACGCCCUAAACGAUCCCAAACAGAACAAGUCGACGGAAGUGAUGGUUGUUGUGUUGUUGUUCACCAUAAUCGAGGCCUUCAAACAAAGCUCCAAACACUCCUUGUUGAAGCAUCAACUCGGCGGACUGCAAUUGCUGCAAGCGCGGACGCCAUACCGACACCGUUACGGGAUCGAUCGGUCGCUGUACGUCGAUCUCCGCUUAUACUGGGUAGGUAUUCACUCUCAAUUCAGGACCGCGCUGACCGGCCAGGUUACCGCUGCGCUCGUCCAACGCAAACCCACCUUCCUCGCGAGCAAGGAGUGGCUUACGGUGCCAUGGCCAGGAGAUGCGCCGUCCAAAGAUAUCCUCCACCGACUGCUGGACAUCGCGGUGGACAUCCCCGCGUAUCUCGGGCAGAUCGACGACUUCGCCGCGGCCCUCCGGUCCGGGACCGCGACCUCGACUGACCUCGUCGCGCAGCAGACCGCCAUCUGGGACCGCGCGACGGAACUACAGUCACGCCUGAACCUGUGGAAGAGCAUGUUCGCCGACACCUAUCCCCCGGGGCCAGCAUGGGAGGAGCCCGCACCUGAUCCAGCGACCAAGCCCGAAUCCGAAAUCGAAAUCGAAACCACGCCCAGCUUCCCGACAUUCAUGUGCCGGGACCCGGCAACAAUGGACCUGGUGCCGGCCAAGCUGCUCGUCUACCCGGACCUGCUGUCCGCAACCUGCAUGACCUACUACUGGGCGCUGCAUCUGAUCGUCUCGACGACGGACAGCGGGCUGGGGAGCGUGCUGGGGCUGCAGGAGCGGUACCAGUAUGCGUGCAACAUCUGCCGCAGCAUGAAGUACUACGUCGAGACUAUCCCGGGGUGCUUGGUGUCGCGGACGAUGUUUGUGCUGCGGACGGCGUUUGAUGCGUUUGCGGACGGGAUGGUUGAGAAGGAGUUUGUCACGGAGGUGUUUCGGCAUAUCGCGGACAAGUUCAAUUUUGCGGUUUUUGCGAACCAGUGCGCGUCGUCUUCGGUUAGGGGGUAG